CUCCUAUAAGUAUCACACUCCGACAUUGCCCUUUUGAUCUCCUUGUCUUCCCCAGAAACAGCGCCCUCCCUAAAGAAUCACAUUCGAAGUUCCGUACGAACAUUCCCACACGUGUCUCCGCCGCCGCCGCCAUAUCAGGAUCUUUGUCCGGUCGGAGAGAGAGAUGAGAACCAGACGCGGCAAGCGCCCAGAGCCGUUUUGGCCGUCGAUUGUGAUGAAGAAAUGGCUGAACAUAAAGCCCAAAGUUUAUGAUUUUAGCGAAGACGAAGUCGAUACCGAGACCGAGAGCGAGGACGAUGCAUGCUCAGUCAAAGAUGACCCGAACGUAGGCUGCGCCGUUGACGAUGACCAACGCGGCGUCAGAGGAGACGAACCCGAUCCCAAUAGUCAAAACUCAGAAAGUGACUCGAGGGGUUGUAAGCUGAGGCACCGGCGAGGCAAGUCGGAGACUUUACGCGUUCAGUACAUAAACACAAAGGACAUCAGGGUGACGGUGGCGACAUGGAACGUCGCCGGGAGACUGCCGUCCGACGAUCUCGACAUCGACGACUGGCUUUGUAGGGACGACCCUUCUGAUGUUUACAUCAUCGGAUUCCAGGAAGUGGUUCCGCUGAGUGCUGGAAACGUCCUGGGGGCAGAGGAUAGAGGUCCGAUUCCGAAAUGGGAAUCAAUCAUUCGCAGAACUCUGAACAAAUCCCACCAUAAAUCGGAUAUCCAGUCUCCAUGUAACAACAUUCUUCUCAGAUCUCAGAGCGCUCCUCUAACUCCUGAUCUUAUUCCAACAAAUUCCCUCAUCGCUGAUGUUCUCGCCGAUAAUCUCGUGGCCGAUCACUCGCUCGACCUCACCACCGAGGAGUUCAUCGACACUUCCCCUCCCACUGCUGUGAGUGUCGAACCCACAGAAACUCUGGACUGGCCCGAACAGCCUCUUGAUGAGAACCCUCAGAUCAUCGGGUCUGCAACCAAGCUGAAACGUGUCUGGAGCAGUAACGCGAGGCUAGGGUUUACUCUGCCAGAGAACUUGGGGACGGGAAGGAUUCCUUCCAACGCAAGAAACAUAAAACGGUCUCGCAGCUUUGAAACUCUCAGCUUUGGUUGUUGGGACCUGAAAGAAGAGGAUGACGUGCCUGAGAAAGAAGAAGCUGCAGAAACUGUAUCUGAUGAGUCCGAUGGAGAAUCCUCAAGCAGAUCAGACGACCAAACAGAGGAGGACACGUACGGAAUGUCGGAAGAUCAGUUCCACGAGUGUACGGACGGCAAGCGGCGGCAAAAAUACGUACGGAUCGUAAGCAAGCAGAUGGUGGGGAUAUACGUAUCGGUGUGGGUUCGCCGGCCAAUGAGGAGACACAUUAACAAUCUGAGAGUUUCACCUGUCGGAGUUGGGUUAAUGGGUUAUAUGGGAAACAAGGGAUCGGUAUCGAUCAGUAUGUCGGUGUACCAAUCUCGGAUGUGUUUCGUGUGUUCUCACCUGACGUCGGGUCAGAAAGACGGAGCGGAGCAGAGGCGGAAUGCUGACGCGUACGAGAUCAUCCGCCGUACACGGUUUGCUUCGGUUCUUGACACUGAUCAACCAAGAACGAUACACAGCCACGACCAAAUAUUCUGGUUUGGGGAUUUGAACUACCGUCUUAAUAUGUCAGACUCCGAGGUCAGGAAGCUUGUUUCUCAGCAACGAUGGGGCGAGCUCAUCAAUGGCGACCAGUUGAUCAGAGAACUAAGAACGGGGCACGUUUUCGACGGGUGGAAAGAGGGUCCGAUAAAAUUUCCGCCUACGUACAAGUACGAGUUCGAGUCGGAUCGAUACGCAGGGGAAAACCCUAAAGACGGGGAGAAGAGGAGAGCUCCUGCUUGGUGCGACAGGAUACUGUGGGUGGGGAAAAACAUAGAACAGAAGUGCUACAAGAGAUCGGAGAAAAGGCUGUCGGAUCAUAGACCGGUGAGUUCGGUGUUUGAGGUCAAAGUGGAAGUCUUCGAUCAUCGCAAACUCCAAAGGGCUCUCCACGUCAACAAUGCCGCCGUCCAUCCCUAUCCCUUUCUAUCUUCUUCCUAAUACCCUUUUUUUGUUAUAAUUACCUCAAAUUAAUAUCACUAAUCUUUUUGUUUAUUUUCUCUACUUGUAUUGACUUAUAUAUAUAUAUAUACACACAUGUUUUGAAUC
Molecule: messenger RNA, 2158 nt
Organism: Tarenaya hassleriana
Lineage: Eukaryota; Viridiplantae; Streptophyta; Magnoliopsida; Brassicales; Cleomaceae
Product: type I inositol polyphosphate 5-phosphatase 2
Exons: 10
Coding region: 164-2050 (628 amino acids)
Biological process (GO): phosphatidylinositol dephosphorylation
Molecular function (GO): inositol-polyphosphate 5-phosphatase activity; phosphatidylinositol-4,5-bisphosphate 5-phosphatase activity; phosphatidylinositol-3,4,5-trisphosphate 5-phosphatase activity
Source: RefSeq, a predicted model, not a curated record